AUGAAGACCAUAGCAACGAUCGUUAUUGUAUUCGCUGUGGCUAUCGCCACGGAAUCAAAAAUGGAACCGAAAAAACAUAAACGUGGUGUUGCAUUGUUUGGUCCACCUGGUUACGACGUUUUUGGGGUUGUACCAGCUUACGGUGCAACUGCUUGGGCACCUACCAGUUUUGCUAGUGGCCCAUGGAACUCUCAAAUUUCUUCUGAUCUUGCUCUUGCACAAGUUCAAGCUCAAGAGACCCAUAACGUUGCACUACAAACUUUGAAAGAUCCAUCACCGGGAACUCCAAGUAUUGCUUAUCCACCGGAAGUUGUGAAAGCGAUUCAACAAGCUAAAGAAGCUAAUCACAACGUUUUGGUUGCUCAACAAAGAGUUGCUGAGGCUAAAGAAGUUGCAGUGGUUCAACAAAAGAUUGCACUUGGUAAAGAAGCUGCUGCUAGAGAAGCUGCUUUGAGAUCACAAGAAAUUUCAUCGCAUGCCCAGGGAGAAGCAAGAGCCAGCGCGAAACAGUUAGUCGCUGCUCAACAGAGACUGGCAACCUUGAAAGAUGCUGUGGCUGCUGCACAACGGGUUGCAGCCGCAAGGGAAGCUGCUGCGGCUGCUGCUAUUCAGAGAAAUGCUGCUGACACUGCGGCUGAACUUAGAAAACAAGAUGUUGACAAGCAAAUCUCCCAAAGCGAACAAGAAGCCAAGGAAAAGGACAUUGUCGCAGCAAAAGAAAACGCAGUAGCAAAUGCAGUUGAAAAUGCAGCAUUUGCAAAAUCCGUACACCAUCCCUGGGGUUGA
Polistes canadensis is the source of this 786-nucleotide messenger RNA. Its product is annotated as protein TolA-like. The transcript has 5 exons. The record is from RefSeq and is a predicted model, not a curated record. Bases 1 to 786 code for a protein of 261 amino acids. Lineage: Eukaryota; Metazoa; Arthropoda; Insecta; Hymenoptera; Vespidae.